Molecule: messenger RNA, 1268 nt
Organism: Meloidogyne enterolobii
Lineage: Eukaryota; Metazoa; Nematoda; Chromadorea; Rhabditida; Meloidogynidae
Source: the annotation of a GenBank genome assembly
AUGGAUUCUGAUAAAGCAACCGAAAAUUCUUCUUCUGAACAGUUUGACAAUAAGGGGCGUAUUACUAAUGAUGAGCGCAACUUAAUUGUUUCGUUUGUUCAAUUUUUGCGUCAUAAAGUUUCGGCAAAUCAAUGCACGGAAGAUCAGGAGGCUCAAAUUGAAGUUGCUACGCAAUGCUUGGAAGGUGCUUUUGGAGUUUCGGACAAGAAUUAUGCUUUUCAACCAUCAAAGCCUUUAAUUGACAUUUUUAAAGCGGCUGAGGGAUUGCCUGAUGGGGAUGAUGAAUUUCCAACACCAACUGAAGCUGAGAUUGCUCAAGCAAACAAACUUAAAGAAGAAGGGAAUGAUUUGGUUAAACAAAGCAAAUUUGAUGAGGCUAUUUUGAAAUAUAAUGAUGCUAUUAAAUUGAAUAGAGAUCCUGUCUAUUUUUGCAAUAGGGCCGCUGCUUAUUGCCGACUUGAACAAUAUGAUUUGGCUAUUCAAGAUUGCCGUACUGCGUUGGCAUUGGAUCCAAAUUAUGCUAAAGCUUAUGGACGAAUGGGUGUUGCUCUUUCCUGUCAGAAUCGUUAUGACCAGGCUGUGGAGGCAUACAAAAAAGCAUUAGAAAUUGAUCCAUCUAGCGAAAGUUAUAAGAACAAUUUGAGCAUUGCAGAAGAAAAAUUAAGUAAAGCUCGUGAAACUUUUGCAAAUAAUCCACAGGAUCCGUUAGGUGCUUUAGGAGGUUUUGGUGCACUUUUUAACAAUCCUGAUUUGGCUAGAUCUAUUGGAGCAAUGAUGCAGGAGCCAGGAGUACGCAAUAUGAUGCAAAAUGUUAUGCAGAAUAUGUUUGGAGGAGGUGCAGCUGGUGGAGAUGGAAAUCAACCAGGAGGAGGUGGAGGUAAUCCAAUGGCUGAUAUGCUUCGGGCUGGAGAGGCGAUGGCAAGCGUUAUCAAUCAAUCAAAUCCUCAAUUAGUUGAAAUGCUUCGAAGACAAUUUGGAGGUGGUGGAGAUGGAAAUAAUGAGAAUAAUGGUGGUGGUGGAGGAAAUAAUAACAGUAAUGGAGGAGGACAGCCACCACCUUAAUUUUGGUUAAUCUUUUAAAUGAGUAAAAAAGGAUAUUUAUCAUUAAAAAGGCUUGUGUAAAAUUUAGGUUGGACGUAAAUUUUUUAUGUUGCUUUUUGGGGGUUAUUAUUUCUGCGGUUUUUGGGGGCUGAAAAAUACUUUUUUUGGAACUUGGUAUCAAGACGUUGUCCUUCAAAAUUUCCACUAUUAAUAGAAAAAAUUUACGU